Messenger RNA from Phytophthora infestans T30-4, 1061 nucleotides. RefSeq lists its product as uncharacterized. Bases 24 to 1061 code for a protein of 345 amino acids. Lineage: Eukaryota; Oomycota; Peronosporomycetes; Peronosporales; Peronosporaceae. The record is from RefSeq and is a predicted model, not a curated record. The transcript has 5 exons.
GGUGGCAAAAGUGAAGAAAAAAAAUGGAGCCUGGUAAUGCCGCUGAAGAAGCGGGCCCGCGCAUCGACGAGCAUUUCGACCACAUUCGCGCGAACCUUAUUCAGUGCGAGGAGUGCAACGAGAACUUCUUCUUCGACUUCUUGCGGCAUCCGCGAUAUUUCGUGACGCAUUUCAAGACGUGUCAUCUCAAGAACGUGCUGUACCGCUUCAAUGGCUGCUCUGAAGAGGAGAAUCAGCGCGUGCGCUUCGGACCUCGUCGCAAGAAAGAUGCGAAGGCCUGGUUUGGUCAGCUCAAGUCCACUGAGAAGAGGAUGAUUUCCAUGCAAGACAACAAGUGGGGUGAAAUCGCUGAGCGGGAGUGUUGGUCUUGUCGCUUGUGCAAACAAGCUCGGAAGAGCAGCGAGAUACCUCACGCCUUCGAGCCCAACGAGUUAGGACGUCGGCAAGCGUUGUUGCAUCUGCGGCAAUUCCACGAAACUACCUACAACCAGUUCCUCAGCAUGUUGCCAGCAGUUGACAGCUCUGCCAGUCGGGCAGCUCUGGCCAGUCACCGUUCAGGAAACCAAAUGUCAUCUUCAAGCCCAGUGGGGUACUUAGGUCUGCAAACAGGAGCACUCGCUAUCAGAUCAGUUAACCAAAGCAGUGCUAACGGCACGACAACUUCUACGACUCCGAGACAGUCAGUCGAGGCGGAAAGAAGUCGCCUCCGUCGCAUGAGAGCAACCCCAGAGGCUAAAAAGGCAGAAGCCGAGCGUAGUCGACGUCGGCGAGAGCAGCUCACACCGGCGCAACGACAGGCAGAUACAAAGAGACGAGCUCGCAAGCGACUACGCGCUGAGGAGCGAGAGCGUAGUCGGUUGCGUCGAACCGAGGCCUCUCCUGACGCUCGCCAACGAGAGACGAAGCGGUCGAGAGAGCGACGACAGAAUGCAACGGAGCAGCAACGCAAACGAGAGGCGCAACGGAGUCGCAUGCGACAGCACGCCGGUUGCCUCGCUGGCUGCCACUCCGGUUACCCCCGUCUCGGACGCGACGAGUCCUCCUGCUUCUGUUGCAAGUGA